CCCUCAUUUCCACCAGCCUCCGUCUAGGGUUUUCCCUUUCUCCUCCGCUAGCUCUUCACUUCAGAAGUAGGGGUUAAAGUGACGGCGCAGCCUCGCUGUCCGCCUUGACCAAGCCGAUCGCUUAGUCUUGGCCCUCAGUUUUGCUACCUCGCCUCUGUUUCUGUUGUUGUAAUUCUCAGUAGGAGCUUAGUAGCUUUGCUAACCAGCAUCAAUGGCGGUGAAAACAUCGAAGGCGGAAAAGAAGAUCGCGUACGACGCGAAGCUGUGCCAGCUCCUCGACGAGUACAGCCAGAUCCUCAUCGUGGCCGCCGACAAUGUCGGAUCGAACCAGCUGCAGAACAUCAGGAGUGGUCUCCGCGGCGACUCUGUCGUGCUCAUGGGGAAGAACACCAUGAUGAAGAGGUCCAUCAGGAUGCACGCCGAGAGUACCGGGAACAAUGCCUUCCUCAGCCUUAUCCCCCUCCUCCAGGGCAAUGUGGGUUUGAUCUUCACCAAGGGUGAUUUGAAGGAAGUCAGUGAGGAGGUGGCAAAGUACAAGGUUGGAGCUCCUGCUCGUGUUGGGCUCGUUGCUCCUAUUGAUGUGGUCGUCCCUCCUGGCAACACCGGUCUCGACCCAUCCCAGACCUCUUUCUUCCAGGUUCUCAACAUCCCGACCAAGAUUAACAAGGGAACUGUCGAAAUCAUCACCCCUGUGGAGCUCAUCAAGAAGGGCGAAAAGGUGGGGUCUUCUGAGGCUGCCCUCCUGGCGAAGCUUGGGAUCAGGCCAUUCUCGUACGGUCUCAUUGUCCAGUCUGUUUACGACAAUGGGUCCGUCUUCAGCCCAGAGGUGCUUGACCUGACCGAGGAUGACCUUGUGGAGAAGUUUGCUGCUGGUGUGUCGAUGGUCACAUCCCUGGCCCUCGCCAUCUCGUACCCGACCCUUGCUGCUGCACCCCACAUGUUCAUCAAUGCCUACAAGAAUGUCCUGGCUGUUGCUGUGGAGACUGAGUAUUCGUACCCACACGCUGAGGAAGUCAAGGAGUACCUCAAGGACCCGAGCAAGUUUGCUGUGGCUGUUGCAGCAGCUGCUCCAGUUGAUGGUGGUGCUGCUCCUGCCGCUGCCAAGGAGGAAGAGAAGAAGGACGAGCCAGCUGAAGAGUCCGACGACGACUUGGGUUUCGGCCUAUUUGAUUAGUGUUUCUGCUAGGUUUAAUACUACAGGAUGUUUUCUGUUUGUUUUGUGGAUUGAUAUGUUCAGGUCAUGUUUAUUUUCCCCCGACUGAAGAAUAUGUUUUACUCUUUCGUAUUGAGUAUAAUGUUUUUGAGUAUUUUAGUUUAAACACUGUUCUGUCAUUUUUAUUGUUAUAUAGUUGAGCUCUAAUUCAA
Molecule: messenger RNA, 1365 nt
Organism: Punica granatum (pomegranate)
Lineage: Eukaryota; Viridiplantae; Streptophyta; Magnoliopsida; Myrtales; Lythraceae
Source: RefSeq, a predicted model, not a curated record